Messenger RNA from Lolium perenne, 2645 nucleotides. The record is from RefSeq and is a predicted model, not a curated record. Lineage: Eukaryota; Viridiplantae; Streptophyta; Magnoliopsida; Poales; Poaceae.
CCUUCGUCCAACAUUCGUCACGCACCGACCGCGGUUGCUGUUUUCGAAUUGCCCCCUCAGUAUUUCUUGUAUCAUCAACCCAUAGUCCAUCGAUCUCCUUAUCCUCCAUCUUCCCCACAUCGCCGAAGACGGCGCCGAGUGCCCCUGCUCCAGCGAGGCCCCCUCCGUCCUGCUCCGUCGUGGCCUCCUCGCCACCCACCAACUCCGCAUCCUGCGCUACCACGACGGUCCAGGAGGUGUGCACCCGGCUCUUGCACGGACUCACUGUCCCCGAACUCCGGCCCGCGAUAUGCGGAGCGCUUAAGUCGGCCGGCCGGUCUGCUCUUUGGUCUGGAACUAGAGCACGAGACCCACUCCAUCGCAAGCUGCGUUGCCUUGCCGACUAUCCUGGAUGCCGCCUGCUACUUCUUUGAUUACUGGGGAGGUGAACUUAGCGGCGGCGGCCGAGUGGAACGUGGAGGGUGGAUCGACGAUGGAGGGCGAGGGGUUGAAGAUCUUGAGCCAUCCCGGGGGUCGUGCGUCGGAUGCUGCUUCAGCUACUGAAGUUAGUCAUGGCCGCCGCCUCCUGCACGUGCAUACACACGCCGCCAUCGGUCCACCACUUAACGAGGAUCGAAUCAGCGACCGACAACCAGAGGUAGAAGGAGGUAUGCUCAGAGGUCAGAGGGGUAAAGGAGGAAAGCAAGAUGCCGGUCGGAGCCGAGAUAGACAAGGAGUAUGGGAUCUGCAUGGAGCUGAUGUCAUGCUGCCCAACUAUAGCCACGCAAUGUGCUAAUGCUUGCUGGGAGUAAGUAGUAAUAACUAUAACUACUACUGAGGUCCCAAAUGAUGGUGCUAAUGCUUGAGCAAGUUUGAUUCAGUUGAUAAUGUUUUUUUGCACGAAUAAUAUUUUCUUAUACUGAGCAUACUCUUAGUUCCUUGUACCGCAACAAACACGAGAUUGGUCCUACUCAUAUAUUUCUAUAGUGGUACACCUUAAUAUCUAGAAUACAACUUUGUAUAAAAACUCACUUUCGAUAUUGCAUCAUAACGUUGUCAAUAUAUGUCAACUUGUAACUAUGAAAAUCUAAUGGUUAGGUCACAAUCUUCUGCCUAGGCAUGUUGCCGCACUUACUUCAGCUUUUAUUUGGACUUAUUGUCUACUUGUAGCGGAGCAAAUACUACAAUGCAAUUUUACUUUGUCAGUGGAGGGGGUGCAUUUUUUCCUUAUUAUGGCAGUUUCUUUGCAGCUCAGCCAGUAGGCCCUUUUGGUAUGGUAUAAAAAAAAUAGCCCUGGUUAUGUUUGAAGGAAUAUUUAUAGCCUCUAACCAGCUAGCGGCUAGAUAUGAGAAGCAAAUGAACUAUUGUUUAGUUCAUAUUGUAAUAUCUGUAAAUUAGUAUGGAGUUUCUACUUACCACUCCUCGAUUUCCUUAAGCUCAUUAUUUAGGGAGGGUGCAAUGCCUAUCUCAAAGUGACACAAGAAAUAAUGACUUAAUUAUCAGGACCUUCUGUAGAGCUUUCCAUAAAAAUACUAUUAGGAAAAUACAAGAAGUACGACAUGAUCCAAAUGUAGUUAUUUCAUGGUUACCUUUCAUUCAUACCCAAUGAACCAUGUCAUGUUUUUAUUUCCAUCUGUUGUAAAAGAUAUAUCAUAAUUAAACAUUCGAAAAAUUGUGCAGUAUACCUUUAUGUUGUAAAAUAGUCUCACUUUCUGUAUUCUAAAAAUAACGUGAACAUGGACUUAUUUUUGGGGCUAUUGAAUCAAAUUUACUCAAGAACACCUAACCCUGGACUAGACUCUUCAAGUACAAGCAUGUGUGAGCUAGCAAGUGUGAAUCAUGACCUCCAGCAGGCCGGUGAUUCCAAUUCAUGAGUGAUUAAGACCUUUACCAAAAAUUCUACAGACCCGUGAAAUGCUUUGAUUCAACGGGACUAGAAAGCACAUGAUGGCCACCAUCGAUCAGUUGAUUCAUCGUCUUCCAGGCUGCAACCUACUGUAGUGUACGACAUUUAAGAUCAAAUUUGAAUGCAGAAACCACGGUCAUCUGAUGAUUGUUUUUAGCACCACCUGUUACAUGCUUUGGACAUGAUUUGAAUGCGAUAUACCACUUCUCCAGCGUACUGUAUUCCUCGGAUCAGUCAAUCUUGGAAAUUCAGUGAUUAGUGUUAUUGCAACCACUUCUGACCUUUGAGGGAGUAGGUUUCGAUGCUUGUUCUACACUCUACACACCGCUGCUCACUCGUGGUUACUACUCAUCAACUAUUCUGCAUGCACAAGUUUGUCUCACAUGUGCACUGACACUGAAAUAAUUAACCUUGGAAUGUAAAAUAGUGCUUUGCUCCUGAAGUUCAACAUAAGUUAUUCCAUAGACUUGGCCUGCCUAGCUUAAUCUUAUUUGCACAUCUCGUGGAAAAAAAUCUUCUAGGUAUUAUAACUUCCCUACUAAUUUUUGCAAGUUUGCAUUGUAGAUCACCUUCAAGUUUAUGUAUCAUCUUUCAAGUUCUAUGAUGUUUCCUUUUUACAUGUUUGCAUUUGGCUAAACUAUCAUGUAACUGCUAGCAUUAGUCGCAAAUGGCAAUGCAAUCUGAAAAUUAGACGAUGACAGGGUUAGAUUCUGAAUUUUAUAUCCCUAGAAUCUAGAAAUAUUACUCAUGUUAUGUGUUA